Messenger RNA from Funneliformis geosporum, 1143 nucleotides. The record is from the annotation of a GenBank genome assembly. NCBI's taxonomy places the organism in Eukaryota, Fungi, Glomeromycota, Glomeromycetes, Glomerales, Glomeraceae.
AUGAACGCAAAGCAGAAAUCAAAUCCUGAACCUAAUAAGGAUGACUUUUUUCAUUUGACUUCAUAUAUUUGGAUAGUCAAAGAUUUUCAAGAUAUUUACUCCCAUAUGGAAACAUCACAAUUCAUUUUAAGUGAAAGGUUUUAUUCACCAUCAACACCAUUAACGAAAGAAGGUCAAGAAAAAAAGGAUGAUAAUAUUUGGAGAUUUUUACUAUACCCGCGAGGAAAAGUUGGUGUUUCAAAAGAACACAUGUCACUAUUUUUAUUUCCACUUCCAAAUGAAUAUGAGAAACAACGUCGAAUAUUUUAUCGACAAGCGAUAUACCGAAUUGAAAUGUAUGUUAAUAACAACAAUACUUGUACGAAUAUUACAUCAAUGGACCCAAAACAUAAGGAUAAGAUAUAUAAUCAUAUCACCAGAAUAAAUAAUAAAAUUAACAGAUGUGGAGAGUAUGAUUAUUGCGAGCUCAAAAAUAUUUUUCCCGAUGAUUUAAAUAAAACGGAGAAAACUGAUUUGAUUUUCAAAAUUCAUUUUUAUUAUGAUAAGGAAAAUACAAUUGAAAUAGGUUCAUACGAAAAGAAUUCUAAUGAAUCAAUAAUACCAUCUUCAUCAUUUGAAAAUUAUUUUAAUGAUGAUAGUUUUAGUGAUAUUACAUUUAAAUUUAAUUGUGGAUCCGAAGUCAGAGCGAGUCGACUUGUCCUUGCAAUGAAAUCAUCAUAUUUUAAGGCUUUGUUUCAAGGAAAUUGGAAAGAAUCAAAAUCACCAGUAAUUUCAAUUAAAGAUGUAAAAUAUGAAUGUUUCAAAAGAAUGAUUUAUUUUUUAUAUAGUGGAAAACUUGAUAAUGGACUAUCAUUUGAAGAAUUAAAAGAUUUAUAUAUUGAAGCAGAUGUUAGAGAUAUUGUGGAUUUAAAAAGGGAGGGAUCAAAAAGAAUUGUUAGACUCGUUGACGAAACUUCUUGGGAUGAAAUAUUAUUGAUAGGUUGGCAAACAAAAAAUUUGGAAAUGAAGGAAGCUGGGUUGAAAUUUUUUAGUGAAAAUUGGAUGAACAUCAAAAAUUCAGAUAAAAUGAAUAAUGUCAUUUCUAAUGCAAAUUUUGAUUGGCUUGAUGAGUUGUAUAGGGCAAAACUAUUUGGUAUAAAGUAA